Molecule: messenger RNA, 1641 nt
Organism: Branchiostoma floridae (Florida lancelet)
Lineage: Eukaryota; Metazoa; Chordata; Leptocardii; Amphioxiformes; Branchiostomatidae
Product: zonadhesin-like
Exons: 3
Coding region: 1-1641 (546 amino acids)
Source: RefSeq, a predicted model, not a curated record
AUGCAACCAAAAUUAGCUUCGACUGUGCAGCCCAGCACCACGACUGUGCAGCCCAGCACUGCGACUGAGCAGCCCAGCACCGCGACUUUGCAGCCCAGCACCGCGACUGAGCAGCCCAGCACCGCGACUGUGCAGCCCAGCACCGCGACUGUGCAGCCCAGUACCGCGACAGUGCAGCCCAGUACCGCGAUUAAGCAGCCCAGCACCGCGAUUAAGCAGCCCAGCACCGCGACAGUGCAGCCCAGCACCGCGACUGUGCAGCCCGGCAUUGCGACUGAGCAGCCCAGCACCGCGACUUUGCAGCCCAGCACCACGACUGUGCAGCCCGGCAUUGCGACUGAGCAGCCCAGCACCGCGACUUUGCAGCCCAACACCGCAACUGUGCCACCGGGCACCAAGACUGUGCAGCCCAGCACCGCGACUGAGCAGCCCAGCACCACGACUGUGCAGCCCAGCACCGCGACUGAGCAGCCCAGCACCACGACUGAGCAGCCAAGCACCGCGACUGAGCAGCCCAGCACCGCGACUGUGCAGCCCGGCACCGCGACUGUGCAGCCCGGCACCGCGACUGUGCAGCCCGGCACCGCGACUGUGCAGCCCGGCACCGCGACUGUGCAGCCCGGUACCGCGACUGAGCAGCCCAGCACCGCGAUUAAGCAGCCCAGCACCGCGACUGAGCAGCCCAGCACCGCGACUAAGCAGCCCAGCACCGCGACAGUGCAGUCCGGCACCACGACUUUGCAGCCCGGCAUCGCGACUGUGCAGCCCGGCAUCGCGACUGUGCAGCGCAGCACCGCGACUGUGCAGCCCAGCACUGCAGGAACAACUCUGCAGGGUAGCACCGCUGAGCUACCGUCCGCAGUACCGACCAGUGCUCUGGGAUGUGGAGGUAUCCUGACGGCUCCCCCUGGAGGUACUGUGACGUCACCCAACUACCCCGAGAACUACGGCAACGAUGAGACUUGUGAGUGGAUGAUCACCGUGCCAGAAGGAAGCGUGGUUCUUCUCACGUUUGACAGCUUCCACCUUGAGGACGGUUCUGACUAUUUGGAAAUAUACGAAGUCGCCAGUGAUAGUGCUUCGUAUGCAGAGGGUGGUUCUGACAUUUCAUCCAGCUACGAUGUCGCCAGUGAUAGUGCCUCGUAUGCAGAGGGUGGUUCUGACUCCUCGUCCAGCUACGACGUCGCCAGUGAUAGUGCUUCGUAUGCAGAGGGUGGUUCUGACUCCUCGUCCAGCUACGACGUCUCCAGUGAUAGUGCUUCGUAUGCAGAGGGUGGUUCUGACUCCUCGUCCAGCUAUGAUGUCUCCAGUGAUAGUGCUUCGUAUGCAGAGGGUGGUUCUGACUCCUCGUCCAGCUACGACGUCUCCAGUGAUAGUGCUUCGUAUGCAGAGGAUAGUUCUGACUACUCGUCCAACUACGACGUCUCCAGUGAUAGUGCUUCGUAUACAGAGGAUGGUUCUGACUCCUCGUCCGCAAAUAGAAAAUUGCAGAGCUUAACUGGACAAGUCUUAGUCAACAACAUCAUCAGCACAUCUAACCAGAUAUUCGUGAGGUUUACCUCAGACGAGAGUACCACGGCUCAGGGCUUCCGGUUCUCCUACAUCGAUACAGCCAGUGGUAAGGUGUUUGAUUAUAGCUAG